AUGCGUGACCUCGUCACGAGGGCUUCCAACAUCGGAAGACUUGAAAGCUGGCAUGCAUCUACAAAUAGAGAUCCAGACCCAAAUCAACUUGAUAAAUUGGUACCCCCGGCUAUUCUAUCCUACUCUAUCACGGUCUUGGCUUUUGAACCGAAUGGCUUGCAAGCCGGAUUUCUUAAGCGAGACGCGCUGGACCAUGUUACCUCUCAUCAGUUUCACUUUCAGAACUUUUUGUAUGCAUGCUGGCCCAUUUCAAGUCUUAAUACUCCAAAACCACCGCGGAGAGCCCUAAGCCAAGAAACCAAGAACCCAAAGAGUCUUAGAUCCGCUUUGUCAAAGUCCUCCGAGUCCCACAGCCCCUUCCCUCGCCUUACAAUUGAACUUCGCCUUGCGGUCCAGGGAUUUGCACUUCCAGAAGAAAAGGAGACUGUACUGAUUAUCUCCUGGAUCGUCGGGUUCGAGAGAGCUGGUCAGUACGUGAUGAGAAUCACCGCGACAAUCCCAAAGCACUUCCGGCCCCUCCGCAUCUUCGGCCUUCGCUACUACCCGAGAGACGUCGGCACGUUCAUGUACUUCAACAAGAAUGAGGACACGCUGAGUUUCGCCUCCUGGGACGAUUUCACCCUCCUGGCUAUGCACAACGUAAACUUUUGGGAUCUGCAGGCCAACCUCCUGGAUGUGGGAGUUCGUACAAUUGAAAUCAAGGGCUAUGAUGAACUGCGUGCUCGCGAUUAUCGUGCUCUGUACAUGUUGUCUGAGAUAGUGAUUAUUGCACUUUGGGAGUGA
Messenger RNA from Drepanopeziza brunnea f. sp. 'multigermtubi' MB_m1, 783 nucleotides. RefSeq lists its product as uncharacterized. The record is from RefSeq and is a predicted model, not a curated record. NCBI's taxonomy places the organism in Eukaryota, Fungi, Ascomycota, Leotiomycetes, Helotiales, Drepanopezizaceae.